Tarenaya hassleriana is the source of this 1040-nucleotide messenger RNA. RefSeq names its product probable ribose-5-phosphate isomerase 3, chloroplastic. The transcript has a single exon. The coding region runs from base 49 to 879 and encodes 276 amino acids. Gene Ontology annotation, biological process: pentose-phosphate shunt, non-oxidative branch. Gene Ontology annotation, molecular function: ribose-5-phosphate isomerase activity. The record is from RefSeq and is a predicted model, not a curated record. NCBI's taxonomy places the organism in Eukaryota, Viridiplantae, Streptophyta, Magnoliopsida, Brassicales, Cleomaceae.
CCACCGUUUUCCUCUCCUCCAACCACACAGUGCGUAAGCUCUUCUCCAAUGGCUUCCUUAUCCUUCGUCUCCUCCUCCUCUCACCUUAACCUGCGCACCCCCUCCCUUUCCCAGCGCACCUCUUCUUCCUCCAGAACCUACGUCCCCUUCUCCGUCAGAGCCCAAUCCGUCGCUCUCACGCAGGACGACCUCAAGAAGCUCGCCGCCGAGAAGGCCGUUGAGUCCAUCAAAUCCGGCAUGGUCCUCGGCCUCGGUACCGGCUCCACCGCUGCCUUCGCCGUCGACCGGAUCGGUGAGCUCCUCAACUCCGGUGAACUCUCCGACAUCGUCGGAAUCCCGACGUCGAAACGCACGGAGGAGCAGGCUCGGUCGUUGGGCAUCCCGCUCGUGGCCUUAGACACGCAUCCUCGGAUCGAUCUCGCCAUCGAUGGGGCCGACGAGGUGGAUCCGAACCUGGAUCUGGUCAAGGGCCGAGGAGGCGCGCUUCUCCGGGAGAAGAUGGUGGAGGCUGCGGCGGAGAAGUUCAUCGUUGUGGCGGACGAGACGAAGCUCGUGGACGGGCUCGGCGGAAGCGGUUUGGCGAUGCCGGUGGAGGUGGUUCAGUUUUGCUGGAACUACAAUCUGAUACGAUUGCGAGAAAUGUUCAAGGAAUAUGGAUGCGAAGCGACGCUGAGGGUGGAUGGAGAGGGGAAACCCUACGUGACGGACAACAGCAAUUACAUUGUGGAUUUGUAUUUCAAGGAUCCAUUGAAGGACGGAUUCGCGGCGGCGAAGGAGAUCGAGAAGCUUCAGGGAGUGGUGGAGCAUGGCCUGUUUCUGGGCAUGGCGACGUCGGUCAUCAUCGCCGGUAAGAACGGCGUUGAAGUGAAGAACAAGUGAAGAUGAUGAACGGAAUCUCUCUCUCUCUCUUCUUCUUCUUCUUCUUCAAUGACAAUUUUCCUUCUGUAUAUUGAUUGAUGAUGCCGAUGAAAUCGGAGAAUCUGUAAGAUUUUGAGAAUAAACUUGAAACUUUCUUCAAAUGCCGAUCCGAAUUCUUCAUC